Boleophthalmus pectinirostris (great blue-spotted mudskipper) is the source of this 827-nucleotide messenger RNA. RefSeq names its product regulatory subunit of type II PKA R-subunit domain containing 1 (gene riiad1). Lineage: Eukaryota; Metazoa; Chordata; Actinopteri; Gobiiformes; Gobiidae. Bases 92 to 367 code for a protein of 91 amino acids. The transcript is spliced from 4 exons. The record is from RefSeq and is a predicted model, not a curated record.
AAACAGGCGCAUCUGAGACUUCACUUGCAGUCGGCAAAGAUAAACUUAUUAUCAGUUACAGAUCAAUAAAAGUCGUUUGCAGCUUUUCACAAUGACGGGGAAAAGCAACGUGGUUAAACUUGACCACGGUGUUUUAAGCGCUGAGCAGCAAGAAAAACUAAAGCAGUUCAAGAUUAAAACAAGAAUUGACAACGAGAACUACCUCAGAUCACAUCCAGAGAUAGAGAUCCUCGUUGGCGACUUUCUAAGAGACGUGCUUCUGCAAAGACCUGUUGACGUUCGUGAUUUUGCUGCAGAGCAUUUCAGCAACCCAAACCUGCAGAGUGACACGCUCUCUAAAAUGGACAAGACUAAUGAAUUAAAGUGAGAUACUUUUAAUCCUCCUAACACAAGACGAGGAGUAACCAUGGAAUCUCACUCAUUUGUCUCGUUUAGAGUAUUGUUUAAAGUGAUUUUUUUAUUGACUUAGGACUUAUAGUCUUAGUAAUAAGAAGUGGCAUUCAACAUUUGUCUUUCUUUGUGUUUGCUGUCAUUCUAUAUGGCUGUAGAUUUUCUUCUGAGCAUGCAGUGAUAAAAAAAAGGUUGAAAAUGUCAUUUGUAAUACAUGUAAUCUUUGAGUCACUAAAAACAAAAACAAAAAUAGAGAAAACGCAGAAGUUGUGACUGAGCUCGUGCUUUGUUUUUGUCAUAUUUGCAUAAGUUCCUUUACAGGAAAAUUUAGGCCUGCUGACACUACCCCAAUUUGUUGGUGGUUCCUCUGAUUGUUCAAAAAUAUUCCCACAAAGGCUCCUCUGCCAUUAUCGUUUGAUUACGACUGCAUUAUAAUA